This is a messenger RNA of Strongyloides ratti, 705 nucleotides long. RefSeq names its product Alkyl hydroperoxide reductase subunit C/ Thiol specific antioxidant domain and Thioredoxin-like fold domain and Peroxiredoxin, C-terminal domain and Peroxiredoxin, AhpC-type family-containing protein. Gene Ontology annotation, biological process: cell redox homeostasis; response to oxidative stress; hydrogen peroxide catabolic process. The record is from RefSeq and is a predicted model, not a curated record. Gene Ontology annotation, molecular function: thioredoxin peroxidase activity. The coding region runs from base 1 to 705 and encodes 234 amino acids. The transcript has 3 exons. Gene Ontology annotation, cellular component: cytosol; mitochondrion. Lineage: Eukaryota; Metazoa; Nematoda; Chromadorea; Rhabditida; Strongyloididae.
AUGUAUGAAGAAAAAUUACCAUCUGGAAACAUGAAUUUCCUUAAAAUUGCUAGAACACAUUUGUUAAAAGCUAAUAAUGCUAAUUUCUUCUUAAAUAACGCUCAACGUAUGGCUAGUACUGUUAGACCAUUAGGACCUAAAAAUAAAAUGCCUACAUUUAAAGGGACUGCAGUAGUUGAUGGGGAAUUUAAGACAAUUUCUGAUAAAGAUUAUCAUGGAAAAUGGGUUGUAAUGUUUUUUUAUCCACUUGAUUUUACCUUUGUUUGUCCAACAGAAAUUAUUGCUUUUAGUGAAAAAGCUAAAGAAUUUAAAAGUUUAGGUGCUGAAGCAAUUGCUUGUUCCUGUGAUUCACAUUUUUCACAUCUCGCAUGGGUUAAUACACCAAGAAAGAAGGGUGGUUUAGGUGAUAUGGAAAUUCCAGUUUUAGCUGAUUUUAACAAGGAUAUUUCAAGAAGUUUUGGAGUUUUAGAUGAAGAAUCAGGUUUAUCUUAUCGUGGAUUAUUUAUUAUUGAUCCAAAUGGUAAUAUACGCCAUUCUAGUGUUAACGAUCUUCCUGUUGGUAGAAGUGUCUCAGAAACUUUACGUCUUUUAAAGGCAUUCCAAUUUGUUGAUAAACAUGGAGAAGUUUGUCCUGCUGAAUGGGAAGAAGGAAAAGAUACAAUUAAACCAUCAGAAGCUACAAAAUAUUUUGAAAAAGUCAAUUAA